This is a messenger RNA of Clunio marinus, 204 nucleotides long. Lineage: Eukaryota; Metazoa; Arthropoda; Insecta; Diptera; Chironomidae. The record is from the annotation of a GenBank genome assembly.
AUGAAUAAAAAACAAAACUUAAUGGGAAUGACCACGACAGUCAUCUUCAAGUCCUUUCAAAUGCAAACCAAAGUUGGAAAACAAGACAUGAAAGAAAUUGUCGAAAUAAAGAAUCAAAAGAUACGCAAAGAGAGACAAUCAGCACACACAAAAACCAGCUCAGCAUCAGCAGAAUGCGAAAGAAGUUGGUAUACUUAUAAAUAA